Messenger RNA from Penicillium subrubescens, 1227 nucleotides. Its product is annotated as phosphatidylinositol-specific phospholipase C/glycerophosphodiester phosphodiesterase family protein. The transcript is spliced from 2 exons. Gene Ontology annotation, biological process: lipid metabolic process. The record is from RefSeq and is a predicted model, not a curated record. Gene Ontology annotation, molecular function: phosphoric diester hydrolase activity. NCBI's taxonomy places the organism in Eukaryota, Fungi, Ascomycota, Eurotiomycetes, Eurotiales, Aspergillaceae. Bases 1 to 1227 code for a protein of 408 amino acids.
AUGGUUGUGCCUCCGCUUUUCUACCCUCUUCCUUCUCGUCACUCGGAUUCACUGAGCGACACAACUUUGGCAGAUCGACAGCUCUCUGAUCUCUCUAACAAAUCUAUACAUCCUUGCUAUAGAAAUGAUCAGGAGCGUCCUCGUCGGUGGCUUGUGAGCUUCAAAUCAAAACUCAAUCCUAAAGUCGUGGGCAAGAAGAAAGCCACACGGAAUCGCCUUCUUGUUUCCCUCCUUCUUAUCAUCAUUGUGGGUGGUAUUGCUGUACUAGUGUGGUUCUCGCUCGUCCUUACACUGAUUGAUCGACUCAGACCCUCGGUCCCUUCGAAUGGACUACAAAGAAUUGUCCAGACAUGGAAACAACCCUCGGAUUCAGUCACUGCACUAAAUCCCUGGCCAAAAGACUUCAGUCAAGGGAUCACACCUGUAUCCUGUCACUCGCAUAAUGACUACUGGCGUUCAGUCCCUCUAUACGAGGCUAUUGCAGCAGGAUGUACAGGUGUAGAGGCGGAUGUUUGGCUCGACGGCAACAGCCUUCUUGUUGGCCAUCGGAAGAACUCUUUAUCAUCGGAUCGUACACUAAACAGUCUUUACGUUGACCCAUUGACAACAAUGCUUUCCAACCUGAACACCAACUCAUCCACGAAUACCUCAGUUGGCAUCUUCGACCUUGACCCCACGGCAACCCUCAGCCUCCUCAUUGACAUCAAGACAGACGGGAAUGCCACAUGGCCAGUCAUCCUCCAUCAACUAGCUCCCUUAAUAUCCGGCGGCUGGUUAUCCUACUGGAAUGGAACCAGCAAGACGCUAGUUCGCGGCCCUAUCACCGUCGUCGGGACCGGAAAUACAUUAUUCGAUCAGGUAGUUGCAGAACACGAUCGAUACGUGUUCUUCGACGCCCCCCUGGACGAGAUCUCGCAGAACUCUACAUACACAACAGGAAACUCUUACUACGCCAGCGCCUCUUUGAAGAAAGCAGUCGGAACUGUAUGGGCAUGGGGCCCAACAGAAGACCAGAAGCGGACUAUGGAGAAAAUGAUUAGCGCGGCUUCAGAAAGAGGCUUGGUCUCUCGGUUCUGGAGUAUCCCUUCCUGGCCUGUGAGUCUGCGUAUGAAACUCUGGCAAUUUCUGGUUGACAGUAAAAUCGGCAUGUUGAAUGUGGACGAUGUGGUUCAGGCGACUAGAUGGAAUUGGGACUGGUGUAUUGUGGCGGGGUUGGUGUUGUGUUAA